Pelobates cultripes (western spadefoot toad) is the source of this 291-nucleotide messenger RNA. The record is from the annotation of a GenBank genome assembly. NCBI's taxonomy places the organism in Eukaryota, Metazoa, Chordata, Amphibia, Anura, Pelobatidae.
GAGCCCCGGCGAGCAGGCACUCCGGCUGGUUGCAAUCUGCCGGCACCACGAACCACCAAGGGACUUCCCCCCGGGCAAAACCUGCAUAGCCGUCAAGCUCCCACUUCACACCGCUGGCAGCCUAACGAAGGAAGUACCCCAUCGAUCUACCCAGCAGGCAGACGUGGCCGGACUGUAGCAAACACAGCACCUGAGUAUGAGGAGGCACGGAGCCGGCGGAUCGGCCUGCUACUCUUAACCAGACUCCAGCUUGUCAAGGACAGGGCCUCUCCCUCUGCAGGCAUCGGCUGA